AUGGCGAUGAACAAGAUCCGUGGCGCCUUUGCGGUGCCCCGGAAAGGAGAGACGUUUGAAUUGCGAUCUGGACUUGUCUCCCAAUAUGCUUACGAACGAAAGGAGUCUAUUCAAAAGACCAUUAUGGCCAUGACUCUAGGAAAAGACGUUUCGGCCCUCUUCCCCGACGUCCUCAAGAACAUCGCAACUUCUGAUUUAGAGCAGAAGAAACUGGUCUAUCUUUACCUCAUGAAUUACGCCAAAUCGCAUCCAGACCUCUGCAUCCUCGCCGUUAAUACAUUCGUACAGGACUCGGAAGACCCAAAUCCCCUCAUCCGAGCCCUCGCUAUACGUACAAUGGGCUGUAUUCGGGUGGACAAAAUGGUAGAUUAUAUGGAGGAGCCACUGCGCAAAACACUGCGUGACGAGUCGCCAUAUGUUCGCAAGACGGCUGCUAUAUGUGUGGCGAAGCUUUUUGAUCUCAACCCGGGAAUGUGCCUUGAGAACGGAUUCCUAGAGAUGCUACAGGAGAUGAUUGGCGACCCCAACCCAAUGGUCGUGGCCAACUCUGUGACAGCGCUCUCUGAAAUUCACCACGCCGCGCCUGAGAUGGAGGCUCUGAAAGUCACACCUAACACACUACGAAAAAUGCUGAUGGCAUUGAACGAGUGCACAGAAUGGGGAAGAGUGACCAUUUUGUCGACUCUCGCAGAAUACCGAGCGGUUGAUGUCAAAGAGUCUGAGCACAUCUGUGAACGAGUUGCGCCUCAAUUCCAGCAUGUGAAUGCUGCUGUAGUUCUUGCAGCUGUCAAGGCAGUCUUUCUCCACAUGAAAAAUGUUGGCCCGGAGCUGGCAAAGACAUACCUGAAGAAAAUGGCCCCUCCACUAGUGACGUUGGUUUCUUCGGCACCGGAAGUGCAAUACGUGGCUUUGCGCAACAUUGAUCUUCUCCUUCAGAAGCAGCCCGACAUUCUCAACAAGGAGCUUCGCGUGUUCUUCUGCAAAUAUAAUGAUCCGCAGUAUGUCAAGUUUCAGAAGUUGGAGAUCAUGGUUCGCAUCGCAAGCGAUCGGAACGUCGAUCAGCUCUUGGCUGAAUUGAAGGAGUACGCUCUUGAGGUCGAUAUGGAUUUUGUUCGACGUGCUGUGAAGGCAAUUGGUCAAGUCGCUAUCAAAAUUGAGAGCGCCAGCGAAAAGUGUGUUAACACGCUCUUGGACCUGAUUAAUACCAAGGUGAACUAUGUCGUCCAGGAAGCCAUCGUUGUCAUCAAGGAUAUCUUCCGUAAAUAUCCUGGAUACGAAGGCAUCAUCCCCACCCUGUGCCAGUGCAUCGAUGAACUGGAUGAGCCAAAUGCCAGAGCAGCUCUGAUCUGGAUCGUGGGUGAAUAUGCGGAGAAGAUCAGUAAUGCGGGUGACAUUUUGGGUGGUUUCGUGGAUGGUUUCAAUGAGGAGUUCUCUCAGACUCAACUCCAAAUUCUCACCGCUGUGGUCAAGCUCUUCCUGAAGCGGCCUGAGAAGGCCCAGGGUCUAGUUCAACGGGUUCUCCAGGCAGCUACUGCUGAGAACGACAACCCGGAUGUUCGCGACAGAGCAUAUAUCUACUGGCGUUUGCUGUCUAACACUAGUGACCCUAACGCCACAAAGAACAUUGUUCUUUCCGACAAGCCUCCCAUUGUCACUACCAUCUCUUCAUUACCGCCGACCCUUUUGGACCUGCUUCUCCAGGAGCUCUCCACGCUCUCUUCUGUAUACCACAAGCCUCCAGAGCAAUUUGUUGGACACGGCCGAUUCGGUGCCGAUGCAGUCCAGCGAGCCGCUAUCGAGGAACAACUGCAAAACGCACGUGAGAACCCAUUGGCUGCCGCAGCUGCCGCAGCAGUCAAUGGUACUACAGCCCCUGCACAGGCACAAAACGACGUCGAGAACCUGCUGGACAUUGAUUUCGACGGCGGUGCCCCGGCAUCCGCGCACCAGGAGCCAUCAGGUGGUAUGUCCGGUCUCGAGGGUCUGGCUGGUACUCCAGUUCGUGUGCAGUCUCCUGCAGUCGGUGCCCCCGCCGCACAAUCGAGCAACAAUCUGGACGACCUACUAGGUGUAUUUGGUGACUCCGGAGCUGCUCAGCCGUCAUCGAGCGCCAUUGGUGGAGCAGCUGGUGAUCUCAUGAAUGGGUUCUCUGGUCUUGAUAUCUCCGACAGCCCUGCUCCAGCCACGAACCAGCCCAGGACUAACGAGGAUAUCAUGUCUCUCUUUUAA
Molecule: messenger RNA, 2229 nt
Organism: Penicillium taxi
Lineage: Eukaryota; Fungi; Ascomycota; Eurotiomycetes; Eurotiales; Aspergillaceae
Product: putative AP-1 adaptor complex subunit beta
Exons: 7
Coding region: 1-2229 (742 amino acids)
Biological process (GO): intracellular protein transport; vesicle-mediated transport
Cellular component (GO): membrane coat
Molecular function (GO): clathrin binding
Source: RefSeq, a predicted model, not a curated record